Drosophila yakuba is the source of this 1754-nucleotide messenger RNA. Its product is annotated as peritrophin-44. The record is from RefSeq and is a predicted model, not a curated record. Bases 539 to 1567 code for a protein of 342 amino acids. Gene Ontology annotation, cellular component: extracellular region. Lineage: Eukaryota; Metazoa; Arthropoda; Insecta; Diptera; Drosophilidae. The transcript has 2 exons. Gene Ontology annotation, molecular function: chitin binding.
CAGAAUUUUGCAUCUUCGCCAAGGCGUUGCAGAAUAUGCUAGAGAUUUUUUCUAAGCUAAAGUUCACUCCUACCUUGUUAUAUUUUGAUGGCAAGCGACUUGUGUAAAAGUACAUAUUUGCUUAAACAAAAUUGAAUUCGACUGCUGACUUUAAUAACAUUUUAAAGUGACAUACUUUACUGCAGUGCUUGAAGCUCAGCAACUUCGGAUCUUAUGAUUGACUGUGCGAAGUCUACAAGUUUUCUGACUACUUCAGUGACUUACACUUUAUCAAUUGAGCAUGUGCUAUAAAAAGGGUUUCCCAAAAACGAUUUUGACACAUUUUUGGUAAUCGACACUUUCUUAUCCGCAUGUCACUCACCCGAAACAUUUCUAAUUUCAUUGUGAAAAUAUGUUCCCUCUUAUCAGCUUGUUUUCGGUAUCUACAAACAAGACACAACAAAAAUCCAAGAUAGGUUUCUGUACUUAAAUAUACCAAUAGAUUGGGAAGCGAGUUCAGUACGCGUUUAGUUCCGGAACAGUUGGCGGUCUAACCAAAAUGAGAGUUUCGCAAUGUGGAUUCCACUUGGGUGUAAUUUUGGCCUUACUGGCCGAAAUCACUGGCUUUUCGAUGGAGGAGAAGUGCAAGUUUUGGGCUGGAACUGGCCAUAUUGGCGAUCCUAGUGACUGCCGGGCCUGGGGAUUUUGCCAGGACAACCAACUCAUCGAGAGACGUAGCUGCACUGAGGGAUUACUGUACAAUUUCCGAGAUGGCACCUGCAAGAAACCAUCGGAUGUGAAUUGUCACUCGCAGAUCUCGGAAAUUUGCGCCUGCCUCCAGCCGUGGAAUUACAUAGCCAAUCCGGCUGACUGCCGGAGAUUCGCCAAGUGUGAGGAUUUCGAGUAUCCCACUUGGAAAGACUGUGGUGUGGGUCGAGUGUUCAGCAACCAGGAGCAGACCUGCCUCGAGGAGGUUGCCGGCUGUCCACAGGAUAAUAUCUGCACCCAUAUGAAAGAUGGCUCACUUGUGGGCGAUCCCAACAGCUGUCGCAGCUACUUUAAAUGCCACAAUGGAUUUGGCAUCCAGUUGAAUUGCUCCGUUGGCCGAUACUUUAACCGAAACACGGGUAAUUGCCAAUCCUGGCUGCCGCACUACUGCUCCAAGGAAGAGGAGCUCUUGUUAACGCCACCCGCCACGAACUAUCACAUCUGCUCCACGUACUAUCCAAGGGAUAGAGAUGAAGUGCAGCUCCUGCCGGAUCUGAUGACCUGUCACGGCUACUACUCCUGCACCUCCCAGUUCGACGUGGGCCAGUGGAGCAGCUGUCCUUGGGGUCAGCACUUUGAGUGGUGGAGCCAGCGAUGUGGCUCGCCCAAGGACAACAGCUGCUCCUACGAUCGCUGCGGCAAUAGGAACCAACUAAUGGUGACCACCAUCAACACGGGCUGCAGGGAGUUCACGAUCUGCCAGGAUAGUAGUUCCCAAAGCUCGCAAAAGUGUCCGCAGGACUAUCCGUAUUUUAAUGAGGUUCUGGGACAGUGCACCGAUGAAUUUCCCAAUCACAGGGUGUGUUACAUGGAUGGAUAGAAUGCUUCAAAUUAUUAACAAUUAAUAACACGGUUGUUAGAAGAGAACAUAUACAUAAAUAUUUAAUAAAUCAAUUUACCUUGCUUUUUGUUUUCAUAAUGGCUUUAAACAGAUUAAUUGCACUAUUUAAAAGCUGCUCUCAACAAUAAAAGUUUGUAAAAUAAAUCUCAAAAUGUAUUGCUUUAGA